AUGCGUCCGAUCGCCGAGGCCUGCGUCGCCGCUGGCCAUACGGUUGAGAUGCCGCGGCUUCCCGGCCACGGCACGACUGUCGAAGACAUGCUGACGACAUCGUGGGACGACUGGUCAGCUCAUGUCGAGUCGGUCUACCUCGACCUGGCUGGGCGCUGCGAGCGGGUGGUCGUGACUGGCCUGUCGAUGGGCGGAGCGCUCACCUUGUGGCUUGCCUCACGUCACCAGGAGAUUGAUGGCAUUGCAAUCGUGAAUUCCGCCGGAAAACCCGACCCAGAUACCGUAGCGACGCUCCGCGCUGUGGUCGAGAGCGGCACCGAGGUCAUCGACGCGAUUGGCAACGACAUUGCAAAAGAAGGGGUGGUCGAAGUCGCCUACGACAAGACACCGCUUGCUCCGCUGGUGUCGCUGCUUGACGCCGUGGCAGCCUUCGACCUGGGCGCUAUCUCGUGUCGUGCGCUCGUCAUCUACAGCGAGCAAGACCAUGUGGUGGCCCCGGACACAGCCGAAUACAUCGCCGACCGGCUCGGCGGAACUACGACGGUUGAAUCACUCGCCGAUAGCUAUCACGUCGCGACCCUCGAUCACGACUCGGCUCGGAUCAAUCAACUGAUCGUCGACUUCAUCGCCUGA
Nerophis lumbriciformis (worm pipefish) is the source of this 633-nucleotide messenger RNA. NCBI's taxonomy places the organism in Eukaryota, Metazoa, Chordata, Actinopteri, Syngnathiformes, Syngnathidae. The record is from RefSeq and is a predicted model, not a curated record.